GACCGAAUAAGUUAUUGGUCACUUAAUUCCGAUAAGAUAAAAUUAGAUAUGCGCUACAUAUGUUCAAGGAAUAAGCACAUGUAGAAUCUGGGUCAGCGUCACCGUUUAAUUAGCCAUUCGCGGAUUGUGUGUGGUUGGGUUGCGGUUAUCAGGAAAUCAACAAAAAACUGAUUGCAUUACUACCACCACCAGUCAUCCAGUCGUUGCUUUAUCAUUUUAGUGAUUGACAACUCCUCCUGCUGCAAUAAAUUCCAACUCUGUUUGUCACCCCUCGUAUCAAGCUCUCCUCUUUUGCGUGGGUGUUCGCCAUGGAUAAGCCAAUGGAUAAGCAGUAUUUUGCACCAUUUCAAAAAUGAGGCUGCUUUAAUUGGGUGACAGUUUAAUAAAUAAAAAAAUAAUUUUAAUACGAUGAGGGUCAAAUUUUGGACUCUGGGUCUUUUGAUCUUUGUGGGUGGAGCGUUGUCUCGAAAUUACAAGCCUCGCACCCAACUAACAUUUUCUCCCACAUCCAGAGGCUACACAAACGUAUUAGUUGCCAUUAAUUCAAAUGUGAACGAAGCAGAUUGUGUCCAAGUGGUUCAGGAAGUGAAGAACACCUUUUCCGAGACCUCAUCCCUUCUUUACUCCGCGACGGGUGGGGCAGCUCACUUUUCUUCAGUAAAAAUCCUCCUCCCUUCCGGACGCUGUAACUCUGUGAAUGGGAUAAUCGAAACUCAGUCAGCGGCGGAUUCUUACGCCACGGCAGAUUUCAAAGUGACGGAAAGCCAUCCACUCGUGAAUCAAGGGAUGCCUUGGACGCGACAAUACAGAGGCUGCUCUUUCGGCGCAGAGGAUGUUUUUAUCCCUGCGACGAAAUUUCUACUCGAUUCUGGUCUAACGCUGAGGGAAAAAAGUGGAAUUUUACUCCAAGAAUGGGCCAAAUUCCGCUACGGCGUGUUCUCUGAAUUCAGCUAUCACGAUGACCAAUUGUAUAAUUCGUGUUAUAAAAAUUCUCGUGGGGAAGGAUUGCUUUCUUCGUGUUCGUCAACUCAACUUCCGUCGUUGUUUCAGGGCGAGGGAAACUGUCGAGCAGAAGUGGAAGCCAACAAAGAAGAACUUUUGACCAGAGUACGUGACGAUACGGAUGCUUCUUCUCUUAUGUUUUUGCCACAUUUGAGCAGUGUUACAAAAUUCUGUACGAACGAGACCCACAAUUCACAAGCUCCCAAUAAGCAGAAUAUAUUUUGUGGGGGACAAAGUGUGAAUCACGUGCGAGAAACGCAUCCCGACUUUGCCUUAUCAAAAACGGAUUCUCUUCAUCAAUCGCCACCUACAACGUUUCAAGUCCUGCGACACGGAAAUACCGACGAGUUUCAACGUGGUUUGAUAAUUCUUAUCGAAAACUCUACCACUAUACGGCAACAGAAUCGCUUGAGAUAUGUCAAGCAGGCCCUCUCCUCAGUCAUUUCCCUCCUGCCACUCGGUCAGUCAAGAGUGGGAGUCGGCUACUUCGAUGGUUCUUUGUUUAACUUAAACCAAAGAAUUCCACUCAACACUGACGCCGACAAGGUUUCCAUAAUUCAAUCCAUACCAGACGUCGACACUCUCAUACAGCGUGACCGGAUUGCUAAGGGAAAACUCCGUCAAGGAGGACCAAAUCAACUGGGCGAUAUUUUACGGACAACCCUCACCGCAAUUUCUGGCAUUGGUCUUUACGACUGGAAUCUGCUCCUCAUCAGCAACAAUCCCAGCGUCGGGUUUAUCGAUGCAGCGAAUCAAAUGACUGAAUCCUUUGCAUCACUAACCGUGGUCACGCUGGACGGAGGUGACCCUCUCUGGACGACUCUUUACACUUCUACAAAUGUGAGGAGUGUGUUAUCCGUUGCGCCAAACUGUGCUGUUCAACAUGCUGCUUGUUCUCGGUGGAGCAGUCUCGUGGCGGAGGGUGCAAUAGAAGCGAUACAGCCACAAAACAGUAAUGGUCCUCAAUGGCAGAAAAUUGGAGAGGGAGCUUUGCCCUCGGGUGCGACUUCCACCGUGCUUAUCGAGGUCAAUGGAGUGCCCAUCAGUGGGUACAAUUUCUUUAUCACGCUGUCCCAAAUAUACGCUCCGGGUUUGGUUCGUGUCCGGAAUCCAAGCGGAGCAGAGUGCAACGUUGGUACUGUGCAUGGCUAUGGUUUUCUUGUUCGUGCCACUGGGUGUGACAUUCAGACAGGAAAUUGGAGCGUGGAUCUGACUCAGCUUCCCUCGAGUGUACCUUCUUCUCAAGUGACGGUCUGGGUGGAGGUCUCGACUUCAGCUUCGCUUAAUAUCCUUACUAGUUUUGGGGCAGAUCGAAAAGCGGAAAUUAGGCCAGAUGGAGGACUUCCUAUUUUUUCUAGGAUAUCCGAUGCAUCUGACGCCCCCGUGAUAUCUGCGGUUGUUGAGGCGGAAUUGUUCAGCGAUGCCACGGUGUAUCCUGGACUGAUCUUAAAAGAUGAUGGCAUCGAUCCUGAUGUAACUCAGGACGAUGGCGUGUAUUCUGGGAUUCUAACAAAUUUUUCAGCCAAUCCAAGUUUCCAUGUGGGUCGGGUGAAGGUGACCACUGGCAAAAGCUGGGUUGUGGCAUCCUUAAAUCCAAUAAAUGCUGCCACGUUGGACGAAAGAGUAUCUGGAAAAUGCUGUGGUAGCAGAGUCCCCGUUUUGACUACGAUGCCAUUUCCAGGGGGGACGCUCACAUCUCUAAUUCCAGGUUUUAGAACUGGAGCAGCGUUCAAUCCUGGGUCAAUUCCACCGUCAAGAAUUGGACCAAUCAGGGUCGCUCAAGAUGACGGUUCAAAUAUACGCCUAGAGUUCAGGGCCCCUGGAGCGAGUAGUGAUCAAGGCAUGGUCGACCAUUACCAGUCCUGUUGCACGUAUUUUCUUGAUGGCAGUGAUCCCAGUACAUCUGAAAUAUCAUCUUGCCACCAGAUCACUCCUGAUUGUAACCCUGUGGAAGCAGGCCUCACACAGAGCUGCGUGAUAAACAGGGGAUCUCUGAAGGACAAUCACGUUGACAGUGCUCAUAAUCCCGUCGCUUUAAAUUGUGGGGUCAGAGGAGUAAAUUCAAUGGGGAGAGAAGGACAAAGCUCGAUGGGAUCAUUAGUUGUGGAUUUAGAUUCCUCAACAGGUCGAGAAGGUGGAAAGUCUGGAUGUUCCUCCCUCUCGGAUGACUGCCUUCCCAUAUCACUUUUCUGGGGGUUGAUCGGCUGCAUUGGUGGACUCCUUCUAAUCCUCCUCGUGGUCAUCCUCUGCUGGUGCAUCUAUGCUCGUCGACACCACAAAAACCCUGACCAGGAAGAAGUUCUACUGUCCACAAACAGAAAAAGAAGCAGGCUUCAACCAUCUGCAGACGUGGAAGUCACACCCCCGCCAAGAACAACCUCCGCAAAUAACAACAAGGACUCGCCACUCUACAACGUCUAUGUGAACAAGGCCUACAUAACUGACAGCGAUGGCGGUAUGAAAUUGGUAGCUGCCGACGGACAGCUCCUUCCUUUGGACGAGAAAAGACCACCAGCACAAUCCAGCUCUACAAAAAAUCCUGAACCAAUCUACAAUAGAUUCACGGGUGUUUCUAUCGCACCCGUGCCUCCCGUUCGGAGAGCGAGUGUUCUCGAUGACGAUGGUUCUCUCCGCGAUGACAUGGCAAUUUUCAAAAGCAGACCAGAACCUCCUCCCAAACCGGGAAGGCCCAAUUCUCACAAUAAAGCUGCUACUGCACCCAUUCCUCGAAACCGUGUCGCACGACCAGACUCUGGAUAUGCAAACCAUUUGCAUAACAAUAAUAAUACUGAUCCACAAUUAUCAUUUUAUCAGAAACCAGUAGCACCAGCUCCUCCUUCGCAAGUGGACAUUGAUCUCCCCGUCUACGCCUCAGUAAAUCGAAAUGGUCGGAGCAGAACGCCACUCUCGUCCCCACCAAAUUCAGGCUUUUCCACUUUCCGACCCAGCAGUGGAACGCCACGACAAGCAAUUCCAGCUCAUUUUGGGGGACGGUCAAAAGAUGAUUCCUUCGUUCCAAGCAGUACACGAUUUGCACCCAAACGCUACGACGCAUUCCCAUCAUCAGAUAGCGAGACUUACAGCGACAUGUCCAGAUCAGUGGGACCACCAUCACAAGUCCCACCAGCGCCGCCCCCAUUUCCACCGAAUAGAGGGGGAGCAAAUCAACCCCCGCCGUAUAAUCCGCCUCCUCCUCCCCCUCCACCACAAUCAAAGAGGACGGAAACUGUAGACGAUGAGUAUGAUGAUGAUAGUGAACAUUGGGACGAUGAAGAUUUCGAUUUUGAACCGCCGGGGGUUUCAUACGCAUGAAAAUUGGAGCUAAAUUUAUGUUAUUUUGGAGAUAUUUAUGUUUUUAUAUAUCGAGCUAUAAUUUGUAUUUGUUUGAGCUGAGAAUGUUAAUAAAUAAUUUUAGUAGAAUACUA
Molecule: messenger RNA, 4427 nt
Organism: Folsomia candida
Lineage: Eukaryota; Metazoa; Arthropoda; Collembola; Entomobryomorpha; Isotomidae
Product: calcium-activated chloride channel regulator 3A-1
Exons: 10
Coding region: 409-4314 (1301 amino acids)
Source: RefSeq, a predicted model, not a curated record